GUGCUGGCUGAUAUGAAGCAAGCAAACGAGGAAGCUGACGAGAUGUCCGAGGUGAUGUCUCGUUUAACAGAUGGUUUGGGACCAAUGGGUUUGGGUGGUGGUAGCACGGUGGCGAGCUUAGCUGGUGUAAACGUUUCUCCACGACAAAACUGGUAG
Messenger RNA from Cylicostephanus goldi, 156 nucleotides. Lineage: Eukaryota; Metazoa; Nematoda; Chromadorea; Rhabditida; Strongylidae. The record is from the annotation of a GenBank genome assembly.